ACGGUGAUGUCGUCGUCGUCGUACGCGCGGGCCGCAAAUGAGACUUUGCGUUGCAAGCGUUCAGAUACGAGUGCAGGCUUUCAAGAUAGUUUUUCAGAUGUGGGGAAGUAGACACGGGAUAGAACGAACGCUCAGAAAAGUCGGACGUGUUUGUAUCUAUGUCCAGAUAGUGAGCCAGGAUGGUGGUGGUGGUGGCGUGCUUUGCAGGUCCGGAAAAUGGCAAGAGAAAAGGUUCAACGAUCGGCCACACCCCGUCCUGGAGAUACGGUUCGCUUAUAUACGUCGACCCAAUGCAUUGCUUUGGUGGAGCAGAUCCAGAGUAGGACCCUUCUGGCCGUAGAGUUUGCCGACUGCCAUGCUGUUGAGGGGGGCAUCGACUUGCAUUUAGAGGUAAAGAAAGGACAGGAUGGCCGGAUAGGGUAAGGCGCGAAGGGUAACCCGCG
Molecule: messenger RNA, 443 nt
Organism: Verruconis gallopava
Lineage: Eukaryota; Fungi; Ascomycota; Dothideomycetes; Venturiales; Sympoventuriaceae
Exons: 1
Coding region: 38-340 (100 amino acids)
Source: RefSeq, a predicted model, not a curated record